ACCAAUGAAUUUACUUUGUGAACUGUGACUCAAAAUGAGUAACGGAAGGAAAUGGGAUAAUUGAUGAAUGGUCAAAAUUAUGGAGGAAGGAGCAGUUAGGUGUGACGUUUUCCUUUAAUGACUGUGCACUGACAUUCAGGCAAUGACAUCAUCGACGUUGUGAACGGGCGCGUUGUUAAGUAACGAGAGGGGGAGAGAGACUAGAGUGGAGAACGGCCGCUCGUGCUGCUGGAGCUUCUGUGGGAAUAUCAACAGGGAGUGCAACCGACGACAGAUCUAAGAGCUGGGGGAAUGAGAGCCGUUAGAAUCCGCUCCCAUCCUCCUCUGCGCAGGCUUCUGUCCGACUGACAACUAUUGGAUCAGAACCUCCACCGAACCAGCUCUCGGACGAACCCAUUAUCGGUGAGAACUCGCAACCAUGGAGCUAAGAGUUGGGAACAAGUACCGGCUUGGACGAAAGAUUGGGAGUGGUUCCUUUGGUGACAUUUACCUUGGUGCCAACAUUGCCACCGGUGAGGAGGUAGCCAUCAAGCUGGAAUGUGUGAAGACCAAACACCCACAGUUGCACAUUGAAAGCAAGUUCUACAAGAUGAUGCAAGGAGGAGUGGGUAUUCCAUCGAUAAAGUGGUGUGGUGCAGAAGGAGACUACAACGUGAUGGUAAUGGAGCUGCUUGGUCCCAGUCUGGAGGACCUUUUCAACUUUUGCUCCCGGAAGUUCAGCUUGAAGACUGUCCUGCUUUUGGCUGACCAGAUGAUAAGUCGCAUUGAGUACAUCCACUCCAAGAAUUUCAUCCAUCGGGAUGUCAAGCCUGACAACUUUUUAAUGGGGCUUGGCAAGAAGGGCAACUUGGUGUACAUCAUUGACUUUGGCCUGGCCAAAAAGUACCGUGAUGCCCGCACACACCAGCACAUCCCUUACAGGGAGAACAAGAACCUGACUGGCACGGCACGCUAUGCAUCCAUCAACACGCACCUUGGAAUCGAGCAGUCCAGGCGUGAUGACCUGGAGUCUCUUGGCUAUGUUCUCAUGUACUUCAACCUGGGCUCCCUUCCCUGGCAGGGCCUCAAGGCCGCUACCAAGAGACAGAAGUAUGAAAGAAUCAGUGAGAAGAAAAUGUCCACACCCAUUGAGGUUCUUUGCAAAGGAUAUCCUUCUGAGUUCUCCACAUACCUGAAUUUUUGCCGUUCACUCCGUUUUGAUGACAAGCCUGACUACUCUUACCUACGACAGCUCUUCAGGAAUCUUUUCCAUCGACAGGGUUUCUCCUAUGAUUAUGUCUUUGAUUGGAACAUGCUCAAAUUUGGUGCUGGUAGAACAGCUGAGGAUGGGGAUCGGGAGAGGAGGACAGGAGAUGAGAGGGAUGAGCGGAUCGGUGGAGCCCCACGGGGUUCUGCAUCACGCGGCCUCCCCCAAGGUCCCAACCCUGGAGCUGGCAACAGAGUCAGGAACGGGCCAGAGCAGGCUAUCUCUAACCCUGCCUCACGGGUCCAGCAGUCUGGGAACACGUCGCCUCGUGCAAUUUCUCGUGCGGAGAGGGAGAGGAAAGUGAGCAUGCGCCUCCACCGUGGGGCUCCUGCCAACGUAUCGUCCUCUGACCUCACAGCCCGUCACGACCAAUCCAGAAUUUCCACAUCACAGGUCAGUGUGCCAUUUGAGCACAUGGGGAAGUAGAAUUCCUUGGCUAAGCAUGCGAGUGGAACUGACAGGGCCGCAAAGUAUAUUCAUCGCUCCAGAUCAUUUCCCCUUUGUUUUUCCCUUGUCUUAUUAAAAAGAUGAUUGUCAAUGGACACAUGGAUUUUUGGAAAUGGACAGUGAAUCUUUAAAGGAUCUAUGGGAGCACAUGAAAUUAUCCAACAUGCACUCUUUCAUGAGCCCUAUUUGCUGAACUGUGGACCACCACAAUACAAAAGCAAAUAAAUGACAGUCACACACCAUUUUUACUCAGUGGUCGCUCAUACCUGCCCCACUCCUCAAAACAUUCCCUCAGUACCUUCUGUCUGAAAAAUGUGAAGACCUGUUGGCAUCAAAGAAGCGAAAAAGUUUUGGGGACACACGCAUGUUUCUUGUCCAAGGUCAACUUUGUGACUGAUGUAGGCUUAGUAAAGAUAUAAAUUCUUCAUUUUUUUUAACACCACAAAACCAUUUUCAUUGAGUAUUGCGUCUUUGUUAUGGGUUUUCUUUUUCUUUUUUUUUUUUAAAAGAGAAAUAACGGCUGAAAGAUGAAAUUGGGGAGAGGUAGGAAAGAUGGUGCUGGACAUAAAGAAAGGUAACUUUGAAAGGGAUAAGCAAGUGAUGUUUUAGCUGUUGUAGAGUAAUGUUUUUGGUAAAGUAGCAUUUGAUUCUUGCUUGCCUGUCAUCCCUAUUGUGAUUAUUUACUCUCUUCCACAAACCUCCACCAAAAAUCCCUUAUUUUGCCUGUUUUGACUUGGUGUUCUAUGGAUUUAAUGUGAGUGGGUAAGGUGAAGAAUGACCAUAGACAUUGCAAAGACACACUCAAAAGUCUUGAGGGAAAGCACCUCAGGAAAUUCUCAAUGUAUUUGACCAUAGCUGCCCAUUUGGCUCACAAAUAGUGGCUGCAAUUUUUAUGAUAGUUCUUAAUGUUACCUUUUUUUAUUAUUUUGUUAAUGGAAGUCAUUAGGGAGUGGGCAGGCUCUGUUAGAGAUGGGGAGGGCGGGGCAUCCAAUGAUAUUUUUUUUUUCUUUUUUUUAAUGUUAACUUCACUGUAAAUAUUUUUUAUUUUGAUGUAAAGCCAAAAUGUGGUUGUUUUUAAAGUGUAAAGUAGAAAAAUGCAUACUAUUGACAUAAAUAGGGGCUGGGUCCAGAAUUUUAGGUAUUUAAAGUACUAAAUUGUGGGAUUGGCUAGUGUUACAUUGCCAGCUGGGUCAUUCAACAGUGUGCGUGAAAGUGUGUGAGUAUGCAGUGAGUCACUUUCAAGGAUUUUGUCUCUCAGAUCUCUACUAUUUAUGUUCAACUAUUUUUUUUUAUUAUUAUUUGUCUGAUUUGUUCUUUAUUCGUACUUCUGCUUCAUCUUCCUGUAAUUUAUUAGAAGGAUCUUGUUCAUCAGCUGUUUUUGUUUGUUUGUUCCUGUGUUCUUCUGUCCACCUUGUAUCAAACACGGAGCUUUUGAUAUUCAUUCUGCAAAAAUUAUAGUUUGAUAUCACCUUUUGGAUUUUAACCUCGAGCAACCCAAAUGAUGUCAUUCAAAAGAAAAGAACUGAUGCAAUUGCAGGGAUGUGUAAAUAGCAGUGUAUUGUACGUGUAAUUACCUUUUUAAGGGCCACAAUGACCCAGUGGUUUUGUAACUAUAGGGUUGGGAAUCGUAUGAGGGUGAGGUGAUGGGGAUUUCACUUUAUGUAUUGUGUACUGAUAUCUUGUACAGUUCUUUAACACUUUAUUUACAACAGUAUUUGUGUAUAUUUUAUGAAGUAAUAAAAAUGAAUAACGUUGCUCA
Messenger RNA from Scatophagus argus, 3452 nucleotides. Its product is annotated as casein kinase I. The record is from RefSeq and is a predicted model, not a curated record. Gene Ontology annotation, cellular component: cytoplasm; nucleus. The transcript has 11 exons. Bases 419 to 1672 code for a protein of 417 amino acids. Gene Ontology annotation, molecular function: protein serine/threonine kinase activity; ATP binding. Lineage: Eukaryota; Metazoa; Chordata; Actinopteri; Scatophagidae. Gene Ontology annotation, biological process: endocytosis; signal transduction; peptidyl-serine phosphorylation.